Messenger RNA from Seminavis robusta, 1089 nucleotides. NCBI's taxonomy places the organism in Eukaryota, Bacillariophyta, Bacillariophyceae, Naviculales, Naviculaceae. The record is from the annotation of a GenBank genome assembly.
CACCACAAUCCCGAACAAGCAGCAAGCAAGCAUCUUCUGCUUCCUUCUUCAUCAUGCAAGUUGCAAAUGAUGGUGUAGUGGGAGAGUGAUAACAGGAACGACCAUCUACCUCGAUACCGGUAGCAACAACCCAAAGAAUCCAUCGCGUGAUACCAGCCAUAGCUGUAGUGCUAACCGUAUAACCGCAGGGGUGUUCUUUGGCUCCAUUUGAUUGCAUGAGUGAUACCGGCAGCAGAGACCACCAUGGCUGACUUACUAUUACUGGGUCAAGAAGAGACCCGCAAAACCAUUGACAAGGCAAAUAUCUAUUGUCCUUUCUGUCGGCAACACCAGAUCUGCAAAGAAAAGGAACUUGGUCUGUACGUGUCCUUCUUUUUUGUCCCCAUCAAACGAGCCGCAGUCUUUACCAAGUAUUUCAAAUGUCAGACCUGUCGCAAACGGUUUCCGGCCUAUGGACCCGAUUGGGAGAAUCUCGAGCAACGUGUGGCCAUGGAAUUUCUCAUGUUGACGUGCAUGGUGCGAGUACGAAUGGCCAAUGGAGCAUUUCGCAAAGAACCCGAAGGAGUGGCGGUCGGUCAACAAUUUUUGAUUUUUGCCCACACGGUGGUCGGCGAAGCAGAUGUCGUGGAGCGCGCCAUUUACAUGAAAAAGGUGACUGGAGCCGAUAAAGGUUUGGAAGAAGAUUUAAUUCCCAUGGUGAUUGAAAAACUCAGUAUUGAGCAACGAGAACACAUUCUGAGAUCGAUGGCAGCAGUUACCCUCUCGGAGGGAAAAGUCAAUGACAGGGAAGCCAGGGUAUUUGAAGAAGCAGGGCGGAUAUUUGGGCUAGAAGAGAAAAUUGUGGCCAAGUAUGUCAAGAAAAAGAAGAAGAAGAGAUAGAUAGGAUAGAAGAAUUCUAUCAGAAAUUUCUGCCGAGAGAACACAACGAUCGGCAACAAGGGCUCAAUGCCAACUCGAAAACUCGAAACCUCUUUGCUACUUUUCUGCAUCAAACCUUCCAGCCAGGCCUGUAUUAUGUUUCACGGGAUACAAGAUUAGAGAGUCUUGUGGCGAAACGCACUACUAGUAAUUUUUGAUGAGUUACUACGU